GCCCGGGGGCAGAGCCGGGCGGGCGCAGCCCGCAGAGCCGUAGCCUGGUAACCGCCACACGGCGGGCGGCAGGGCGGGCGCGCAGGGGAGGGGCGGCCCCGGCAGCGCCGCGAUCAGGUGGCCGCGGCGCGCGGAGACGGUGCCCGGCUCGCCGGGGGAUAAAAGUCCCGCCGCCGCCGCCGCCGCCCUGGGACGCCGGGGGAGCAGCGCGGAGCCGCCGCGGAGCCAUGGUCAGCGCUGGACACGCUGUGUGAGACAUCCCAGCUUCAGCCGCACGCGGUGUCCGUGAGCUCGUCGGGUGACUGGGAGCAGCGCGGUUCGUUACUGAGCUGACUAAGCGGAGGAAGCUCUUGCUGUUCUAGCACCACCAGGCCAGACAACCCUUCCCUUGGCUGAAGAUCACGUUGGAUCUCUUCCCAUAAUGGAAGCGUGAGUGCCAAGAUCCUCCAUGACCUCCAGAAGCCACAACUCCUUACCGAGAACUCUGAUGGCUCCGCGAAUGCUUUCUGAAGGUGCCCUUGGGGGCAUCGCCCAAAUCACCCCUUCGCUGUACCUGAGCAGGGGCAGCGUCGCCUCUAACCGGCACCUGCUCCUGUCCCGGGGCAUCACCUGCAUAAUCAAUGCUACCAUUGAGAUUCCCAACUUUAACUGGCCCCAGUUUGAAUACGUGAAAGUGCCUUUGGCUGAUAUGCCCAAUGCCCCCAUCUCCCUGUACUUCGACAGCGUCGCCGACAAGAUAAACAGCGUGGCGCGGAAGCACGGGGCCACCUUAGUGCAUUGCGCGGCCGGCGUAAGCAGGUCGGCCACCCUGUGCAUCGCCUACCUGAUGAAGUACCACAAGGUUUCCCUCUUUGAGGCUUACAACUGGGUCAAAUCGAGACGUCCCGUUAUACGCCCCAACGUGGGCUUCUGGAGGCAACUGAUAGACUACGAGAGGAAGCUCUUUGGGAAGACGACGGUUAAAAUGGUACAGACACCGUAUGGCAUCAUCCCAGACGUUUAUGAGAGAGAGAGGAGACCCCUGAUGCCUUACUGGGGAAUUUAAUGUGACUGCAGACAGGAAGCACAACAGAAGGGACUUGCUGUUCUGAGUCUACCAGACUGGAGACAUUCCCUUCUCUUUCUACAGCCAACUUUGGUUCUUUACCAUACAGCAGAACCUCAACUAAUUCUCACCUCACUAACCUGCAAGGCCAACAGUUCCCUUCAAAGCAUUUCUCUCUACAGGGAUUCCCCAAUCCAUAUUUCUCUGAUUUAGCAGAAUGAGGCCUCCUCAUAAGUUUAUUCCUUUCAUAAAGCCUCUCUCCCUUUUCUAGUCAGUUUAUUACUAUCCUACAAGGAAAGGCCUGAAAGGCAUUUGGCAGAGUUAAUGAACAAAGUAAUGCUUUGUGAUGCGGUAGCCUGGAUAUUUCUUUAAUAGCUUGUUUGCUUCCUUGCGAAAUCCUGUAGUGGCUAGGGAGCAGCACUGGCACAGAAUGAAUGAGGUCCUACUCUUAACACAGUGGGUUUUACUAAGAGCCAGGAAAGCAGGAGUGCCGAGUUGUGUUGCUAGUGCUGAUGUUUUCUUUAACAUCUGUAGUUACUCUCAGUAUAUAGUGUUUGAGAUCUUUAGUCAGCUCUUAAUCUGUAUUAAAAGUUAAAAAAAAGUGAAGUCAGUCCAUGUCGGCCACAAGUAAAAUAAAAUUUAAAUGGUUCAAACCAAAUAAAUACAAGGUCCUUUUUCACUCAUUCCAUGCCAGGGCAACAGUCCUGGAAUACACUUACACUUCUGAAAAAUGCUAGUGUUGUCUGUGGGUGGAGAGUAAACAGAGAUCUUGUCCAAGCGUGGGUCAGGACAGGAGCGAGUGGUUAGCCUUUCCUGCACUGGCCAGCCAAAGAAGCGUUUAGGAAACUUUGUGUGUAGGGCCACCUUCCAAAGGGGCCAAGCUGUGUUUUCUAAUAUUCAAUCAACCAGUAAAUUGGAAGUAGGUAAAACUGCUUGAUUACUUAGCUCUAAGUAUGGUUGUGAUCUGCCUUAGCCCAUUUCUAAAUCACUUCAUUAUGUCCUCAAGGUUAUGUUGCAUUCUAGAAUUAUUCUACGCAAAAUGGCAAUCUAUUAAACCUCCAGGACAAAGAUGGCUUUACGGAGAAGGCUUUGCCUUGUUUUGUUUACGAUGAGAAAGAUUCCAGCCUGAGAAGUGGGAGAACUCUUUCAGUGGUACGGCAGCUGGAUCCCGAGGGUCGCUCGCUCCCUUGCAGAUGGGAGGAUGCUCGUUUCAUUAAAGCUUAGAACUGGACCACCGGGAGGACAAAGCAAGUGAAGUUCCCCGAUGAGACAUUU
Messenger RNA from Dromaius novaehollandiae (emu), 2320 nucleotides. It is a transcript of the gene DUSP14, whose product is annotated as dual specificity phosphatase 14. Gene Ontology annotation, biological process: protein dephosphorylation. The record is from RefSeq and is a predicted model, not a curated record. The coding region runs from base 449 to 1045 and encodes 198 amino acids. Gene Ontology annotation, molecular function: MAP kinase tyrosine/serine/threonine phosphatase activity. Lineage: Eukaryota; Metazoa; Chordata; Aves; Casuariiformes; Dromaiidae. The transcript is spliced from 3 exons. Gene Ontology annotation, cellular component: cytoplasm.